UCGGACUGUUCACACUGCUGUGCGAUGUAAUAAGGAGCCUGUUGGUGUAGGUUUGUUUACAUAGUUUUUUUCUAAAGCAAGUUUUGGACUGUUACAAGAAAUUUUUUUCGGUGUUGGAAAUGAUCACUUUCUUUGCCAUGGAGAAUUUCCGGACGAAAUCGAGUCUCGGGACUUUGUUUCUUUUAGGAUUUCCAGUCGUUUUUCUUUUGGUGUCCGUCCAGUGCCAAAAAGCUACCGAUGCCUUCAAAUGCCCGCAACAGUUCGGCUACUUCCGUGACGACACGGACUGCAACAAAUACUUCAUAUGUGUGUUCGGAGACGCCCUGCACGAUAAGUGCACGCCUGGGCUGUACUUCAACGACGAGCUUCGCAUGUGUGACUGGCCCAGAAAUGUCAGGACCUGCCAAAGCGGAGGUGGUCUAUCUGGUGCUGGAUCUGAGACAACAGGCCGAAGAGUCUACGGAACUUCUACUAGCCGACCAAGAUCUUCCAGCAGCAGCAGACCUUCCUACCACCGUAACGAAAAUAUUCAUAGUCCCAACUCCAUUGCUCCAGCCAACCCGACUCAGGACACCCGUAUUGGCAGCCGAUACACACCUCCUAUUUCUAUUGGUGAAUCUUAUGCCAUGUCUAGCAGGAAUGCAACACAAUUCCGACCUUCAUCCUACGGAAGACCAUCCUCUCACACCACAACCAGAGCUCUCCCAGCAACAAGUGCACGACCUUACUUGUACAGCACAGGUGCGCCGGCUAGUUUCAAGCCAGUAUAUUACAGAGUGACGAAACCUGCAAACCCAACAGGGUCACCGAGGGAUUCGUCCAGCAGCAAAAGGAAAGUAUACGAAGAGGAUUACUACGAUACCGAGUACGAAGAUGAUGAAAGCAGCAUCGAAGAACCACAGCUUAUGGUUAAUCAGCAUCUCCGAAGCGGUAAUAACCUGUAUGUGAGACCCAUAUCCAUUGCCAGCAUCAGAACAAGUGCAGCACCUAGGCCUGCUCCCAGCUCUAGGCCGACUUAUAACUCCAAUGGAAAUAUUCUGCGUGGUCCACCAAAUACAAGGAAUUCCAAUGUUCAACCAAAGGUCACAUACACUAGCUUCGAUACCAGAGGACAAUCAAGACCUUCUGCAUAUGACAGUCGAGAAUCGGUUGAAAAUGACAGAUCUUCGUACACUCGCAACAUAAUGCGACCUGCAGCUCCAACUCACGGUAGCAACGUCAGAACUCGAACUUCCAACAGCAACAGCAACAGGAACUCGGCCUUGUCUUCCACAUACACUUCCAAUCCAAGAGAUACGGAUUCCCUGAUCCACCUUCGACCUCAAGUGAGCAACGACCGUGGCAUUCAGUCCCUGGACAACGGCGGUGAAAGUUUGGAUGCACAGUUUGGCACCAAUCCCAGGGCUAUCAGUCUACCAGACAGGCCUUACAAGAAUCCCAACUCUUAUGAGUCCAGCAGUGAGCUGAGAAAAUCUGAAAGGAACCAUCAUCAACAACAGUAUAGCAAACCCAAGGUGUCAUCGACACGUUUUUCAGCUCCCGCAAGACCAGCAUACAAGACUGAAGAUUCAUCAGAAGAAACUUAUGAUGAAUACCCAGAAUAUUAUUACGACGAUGAAGACUACGAAGAUGAUGACGAUGCGCAAAACAUCAGCCCUGUUCCUAAAGUAGUGAUAAGGCUUCAGAAGCCCGCUUCAACAACAAGAAAGACCACGACCACCACAACAACAACCACGACGACGACGAAGCGACCCGCUACAACCACGACUAGACGGCUAAUACCUCCAGCCAUCACCAAACCACCCAAAAGAGGUUUGCCUUUCGGCAUCAGUCGACCGGCCACCAAAACUACUUUCAAAGUGGGUCCUAAGCCUCUCCCCAAGCUGCCAUCGAGACCUGGAUCAGCCUAUCCCACACCCCGACCUCAGACCGUAGCUGAGAAGUGCACCAGCAGAAACUGUGUCCUCCCUGACUGUCGCUGCGCCAGCGCAGAAAUCCCAGGCAAGCUGCCCGCUAGAGAAACACCCCAGAUCGUCCUCAUCACCUUCGACGAUGCCGUCAACGACCUCAACUACGAAUUGUACGCCGAACUCUUCGACACCAGGAAGAAUCCCAACGGAUGUCCGAUCCUCGGCACCUUCUACGUCUCUCACGAGUGGACCGACUACGGAAUGGUCCAGUCUCUCUAUUCCAAAGGACACGAGAUGGCGUCUCACUCCAUCACGCAUAGCCACGGAGAAAAAUUCUCUGUCAACCGCUGGACACAAGAAAUCGCCGGACAGCGAGAAAUCCUCCACCUGUACGGCGGAGUCAAGCUGGAAGACAUUCGAGGCAUGCGAGCACCCUUCCUGCAAGUCGGAGGCAAUAGCAUGUUCGAGAGUUUGUAUCUCAAUAAUUUUACUUACGACUCCUCCAUGCCUGUACUGGACAACAACCCACCCUUUUUCCCUUACACACUGGACUACAAUAUUGGACAUGAAUGCAUGAUUCCUCCUUGUCCUACCAAAUCAUUCCCGGGCCUGUGGGAAGUUGGCAUGGUUAUGUGGAAUGACUACAGAGGUGGCAGAUGCUCCAUGGGUGACGCCUGCGCAAAUCCAGAUAACGCUGAAGAUGUCUUCAAAAUGCUUCUUAAGAAUUUCGAACGCCACUACAACUCGAAUAGGGCUCCAUUCGGUCUCUUCUAUCACGCAGCUUGGUUCACAACUCAGCACUAUAGAAAGGGUUAUAUGAAAUUCAUCGACUACAUCAACUCCAAGGAUGACGUCUAUAUGGUAACCAACUGGCAAGCAAUCCAAUGGAUGAGGGACCCAACCCCACUCUCCAGUAUCCAAUCCUUCAAGCCAUGGCAAUGCCCCAAGGAUCCAGAAAAACCCGGCCCAUGCCAUCACCCGAAGGCUUGCAAUCUGAACUACAAAGGAGGAAGCAGAAGCCUGAAAACUUGCCAACCCUGUCCGUCGGUCUUCCCCUGGACCGGUAGGACCGGAUUCGACGAAGUGUACGCCGUUUAAUAGAAUUAUGGAAAGACAAUCUGUAACAAAACUAUGAUGAUGCACAGAGUGAUUCUCUGUCACUGGCAGAAGUGAGAGAAUUACUUCAGUGUGAUUUGUUACAUUCCCCAUCCAUGUGACUGUUUAGAAGCAAGAUCAUGAACUGAGAUCUUUUAAAUGCCAAAUGUUCUGAAACUUCUUAGAUUUCUUUGGAGCUCGACAAAUAUUUAUUCAUCAGUAUUUCAACAAAAAAGUAAUUAGAUAUAAUUUUCCAAAUUCAAAAAGUAAUUGGUGGUAUAAAAAAAAGCAAAGUAAAGUUUCACUCGCAGAUAUUAAAGAUAUUUUCACUUCAAUUUUUAUAUUUUUCUAUACAUGAAAUCCAAAAUAAUAAUGAUUCACAAUAAUUAGGAAAUAAUGAUUUGUUUAUAAUUAAACACAUAAUUUUGAUAUCUGACAGCUACGAUAUUUAAAAUGUUUGAUUUGUCGAGCUCUGAUGAUCUCAAUAAACACGUUGAUUAUUACCUUUUAUUUAAACAAUUCAUUACUGCAUGAUAUAUUUUUAAGUUACAUUAUUGUAAUUUGUAGUUUGCACGAAAACAAUUUUGAAAUUUGGGAUUUUCCCAUUUAAUCAUAGCACUUUUUCAUGUCACGCAUUAACAUAUUAUUCCAUAAAACAACCAAUUGUGCAUGUUUUGAGAAAAAAAAUUUCAAACAAAUGGAAAAGUAUUAAGAAAAUCACAUUUUUCAUUAAAUUUAUCUGUCAAAAUUUACAAUGCCAACAAGCUUUAAAUUUUUUUAUAAUUUUAUUCAAGGUAAUAAUUUUGAAUUCGAACAAAAGUUAUUCAGGAAUUCUUUUAAUCUUAUAAACAAAUCAUUUAUGAGAUUAUGAGAAAGAACAAAUGCGAAAAUAGCCAGCGUGCGAAGGAAUUCACUGCCAAACGGAAUUCCAUUUCUUUAACAGGAACAGCUAUGCUCUUAUUUAAUCAGUUUGGGGCUGAGCCCUGAUUUAGUUCCGUCCAAAGUAUAAUUUAUAGCUAAAAAUUCACUUGCCACAGUCAAAAAUAUUUUUUAGUUAAGAUAUGUGACUACGUUCGGAUAAUUUUUUUAAAAGUUAUAUGCAUAUAUUUAUAUUAUAUUUUUUCAUAUAUUUAUAUAUAUAUAUAUUUAUAUUCUAUUUUAUAUUAUACAUAUAUUUAUAUAUAUUGAGUUUUUCAUAAAUACACUGCAAAACAUCUAUGAAAAUUAAAUAUAUCAGUUGAAAUGAAAAAUGUUUUUUAAUCUGGAACCAUUUUAUUAUUAUUUUAAUUUGGCUAAAAUGAGAUAUAAAGGAGAAACGUUUUAGCUUAAAAGUAUAUCAAAUGAUGCAAAAAAUAUAUCAAAAACAUAUUUAUUCGAAAAUUUAAAGAUUACUGAAGAAAAAUAUUACUUAAUUUCGGAAUUAAAAAUUAAACUCUCUUUCUAACAAGUGUUUAAAUAUUGGAGUAAAAUUGAUGAACAAUGCGAAAUUGUCAUUUUUUUUUUUAGCAUUUCUGAAAUUGUUUCUGCAUAAAUUCUUUAGUAAAUUAAAUAAAAGUUAAUUUUAAUUAAUUAAAAUAAUUCAACUAAAAAAGAAAAUCUUUCUACGUAAAUUAGUAGAAAUUAUUUAGAUUAUAUUGCAGUUUCGGAAUUGAAGAACAUAUUAAGAAAUUAUUGUCAUAAAUUUUACCAAACAAAUGUAUGAAAUUUCAAUUUAUGAAAUUUUUUUGUAAGGAGAUUUUACCAAAAUUUAAAAUUAAGAAAACAGCAUUUAAAGAUAUAAGAUAGUAUUAAAACGUAAACCAUGCAAAUAUAAAAAAAUAAAACUUCCUAAGGAUUGAGUUUAAAAACAUAACUGAAAUUGUUUUUUUAUAUAGAAAAUUGCUCAGAAACUAAGAAUAUCGAAAAACCUUAUUUAAUAAUUCCGCCAAAAAAAAAAAAAAAAAAAUUCUUUCCCAUGUAGUCACCUACCUUAAGAAUUUGCAAAUGGAAACCGAAAAAGAAAUAUUCCAUAAUUUCCUUUCAAAUAUCAAUUUUUUUCUUAAAUAAUCUGUCACGAAAUCUAUAUAUUGUUAAUGAAUAAUAAUGCCAAAUAUCAAAUAGAUAUUUUCAUGUUAUGUUUUUAAUUCAUUGUAAAACUAAAUUAUUCACUUUCAUUGAAAAGUUGCUGCAGGGAAUCGGUGCCCCCGACUGUAAUUUAACAAAUAUCUUGUUUGUUGUCGCACAGCUGUUGCUGUAAGUAAAAUUAUCUCCAUUUUCGGAGAAUGUCCGGUGAUGGUUGUUCUGUUUGAAAAAAAAUUCAAUAAAAUAUUUUCUUUUUGUA
Argiope bruennichi is the source of this 5325-nucleotide messenger RNA. RefSeq lists its product as uncharacterized. The record is from RefSeq and is a predicted model, not a curated record. Bases 120 to 3008 code for a protein of 962 amino acids. Gene Ontology annotation, molecular function: hydrolase activity, acting on carbon-nitrogen (but not peptide) bonds; chitin binding. Gene Ontology annotation, cellular component: extracellular region. Lineage: Eukaryota; Metazoa; Arthropoda; Arachnida; Araneae; Araneidae. The transcript has 8 exons. Gene Ontology annotation, biological process: carbohydrate metabolic process.